Echinops telfairi (small Madagascar hedgehog) is the source of this 2567-nucleotide messenger RNA. RefSeq names its product SUV39H1 histone lysine methyltransferase (gene SUV39H1). Bases 8 to 1252 code for a protein of 414 amino acids. The record is from RefSeq and is a predicted model, not a curated record. The transcript has 6 exons. Gene Ontology annotation, cellular component: nucleus. Gene Ontology annotation, molecular function: protein binding; zinc ion binding; histone H3K9 methyltransferase activity. NCBI's taxonomy places the organism in Eukaryota, Metazoa, Chordata, Mammalia, Afrosoricida, Tenrecidae.
GGGAAAGAUGGCGGAAAAUUUAAAAGCCUGCAGUGUGUGUUGCAAGUCUUCUUGGAAUCAGCUACAGGACCUGUGCCGCCUGGCCAAGCUUUCCUGCCCUUCCCUGGGCAUCUCCAAAAGGAACCUCUGUGACUUUGAAGUAGAGUACUUGUGUGAUUACAAGAAGAUUCGCGAACAGGAAUAUUACCUGGUGAAGUGGUAUGGAUACCCAGACUCAGAAAGCACUUGGGAGCCACGGCAGAAUCUCAAGUGUGUGCGCAUUCUCAAGCAGUUCCACAAGGACUUGGAGAGGGAGCUACUUCGGCGACACCAAAGGUCAAGGUCAAAGCCACCCCGGCAUUUGGACCCAAGCUUGGCCAACUACUUGGUGCAGAAAGCCAAGCAGAGGCGGGCACUGAGACGAUGGGAGCAGGAACUCAAUGCCAAACGUAGCCACCUGGGACGCAUCACUGUGGAGAAUGAGGUGGACCUGGAUGGGCCUCCACGGGCCUUUGUGUACAUCAAUGAGUACCGUGUUGGAGAGGGCAUCACACUCAACCAGGUGGCAGUAGGCUGUGAGUGCCAGGACUGUCUGUGGGAUCCUUCUGGGGGCUGCUGCCCCGGGGCAUCUCUGCACAAGUUUGCCUACAAUGACCAGGGCCAGGUGCGGCUGCGAGCCGGGUUGCCCAUCUACGAGUGCAACUCUCGCUGCCGCUGCGGCUAUGACUGCCCCAAUCGCGUGGUACAGAAGGGCAUUCGCUAUGACCUCUGCAUCUUUCGCACGGAUGAUGGGCGUGGCUGGGGCGUCCGCACACUGGAGAAGAUCCGCAAGAACAGCUUUGUCAUGGAGUACGUGGGAGAGAUCAUUACCUCAGAGGAGGCGGAACGGCGGGGCCAGAUCUAUGACCGCCAGGGCACCACCUACCUCUUCGACCUGGACUAUGUGGAGGAUGUGUAUACCGUCGACGCUGCCUACUACGGCAACAUCUCCCACUUUGUCAACCACAGUUGUGACCCGAACCUGCAGGUAUACAACGUCUUCAUAGACAACCUUGAUGAGCGGCUGCCACGCAUUGCUUUCUUUGCCACAAGGACCAUCUGGGCAGGCGAGGAGCUCACCUUUGAUUACAACAUGCAAGUGGACCCCGUGGACAUGGAGAGCACCCGCAUGGACUCCAACUUUGGCUUGGCUGGGCUCCCUGGCUCCCCCAAGAAGCGGGUCCGUAUUGAAUGCAAGUGUGGAACUGAAUCCUGCCGCAAAUACCUCUUCUAGCCCUUAGAAGUCUGAGACCAGGCUGACCGUGAGGGCCUGAUGCCUUCUGCCCACAUGCCCACUGCUGCCCUCCUGUCAGAGGAAUAACUUCUAGGGCCUCCUGCUUGCCGCUGCUUGCCCCCACGUGCUCCCUGCUCAGGGCUGUGGGCUGCGGUAAGGACUGACUCCAGGAGUCCCCUUCUCCCCAUUCCAGCCACAUCUGUGGGCUGCACUUAAACCCCUUGCCCACCUUCAGAAGUCAUUUUUCUACACCAAGACUUUCUAUAGUUGAGAUCGAUGGCUUAUCAAGGAGGUCCAACGGGGAGAAAUUCCAUCCCAGUCCGAGACUAGAAACAAUGUUUUUGUUUUUGCACUGCUUCUGCCUGGAGCUAGAGGGGUCUGUUGCAGGCCUCCUCCCUACUGCCCCAGGGGUGUGGGGAGACAACCCCAGAGCAGGCAGAUCUAGUCAGGGCUCAGAAUUCCCAGACCAACUCACUGGUCUCGGAGCCAGUUUUGUUAGUGAAAGAAAAAGUAUUCCCAGGGCUGGGGCCAUGGCUGUGAUCUCCAUGUGCUCACAGUGAUGUUCGUGUCGGCUCUGGCAGCUGUGAGAGUACUUCCUUAGUGCCACCUCAUCUGAGAAGUGGGUACCCACCUGCCACUGGACUGAGCACUGGGUGUCUGUGAUCCACUGACAAUUUUCAGUAAGUCAGCCCCACAUUGUCUAUCCUCUGAGGUGGGGCUGGGGCUGAGCGCUGCCUUAAGAGGGGCCAGGGAAGGCCCCUGGGAUCUUAGGACAUCUGACAGUGCGGGGAACCCAGAGUUGAGGUGUGAUGACCACUGGGUCUACUUGAAGCUGGAACCAGGACCUAGGUAGGCCAUAGAUAGCACUUAGGAUAAUAGUGUGCAUUGGUAGAGUGCUCGUGAGUGCCAGGCACAAGGCAGAGCACCUGAUCCACGUGGAUUGUCUCAGGGAAGCCUUGAAAACCACAGAGUUGGAUCCCAGGAAAGAGGGCCCGAUUGGCAGAAGGGAAAGACCGACUGCCUACAGAUAUACAGAGCGUUGAGGUUCUGUUGGUUGCAUUGCCCCUUGUUUUCCCCAUGAGGUUUUCUCUAGGAAGCCCUCCGUGACUAUCUAUGCCCAGUGUCCCUGCGUGAGGCUGUGUGCAGCUGUGUGCCCUCCCUCCAGAUGGCAGAUCCAUGUCUGUGCGUCCGUCCUCACCCAUUCUUACCGUGAGACUGACUGAGACAUGGACUGAGUCUGGGUCUCCUGUUUGUAUAGGCCUCCCCCUGCCACCACCAUGAAUCUGGCAUCAAUAAAGUAACUUGUUUUAACAAA